GCUAGCUCAAUGGCCUUGAAACACAGAUGAACACCACCCCCUACAGUGGGUAACAACUAGCAGAGUAAAGGUACUCCUUUACCAGUGUUGGGUUGCCCCUGGUUCGCACCGGUUCUAUAGAACCAGUAGUAAAACCAGUGGGAGGCUCUGCCCACUGACCCCGAUGUCAUCAGAAUGCUUCUGCGCAUGCCCGUUGCGAACCAGUAGUAAAGCUGUCGCUUGGAUUUUGUUAUGUAUUUGCACUGGGGCUACGGAAAUAGCUCCAGAAUGCUUUCCAGAAGGACAUCGUAUUCUCCAUCACGCCUAUCGCAGCAUCCAUUUUGAUUCUCUGGAAUUACAGGAAAAAGCCAUUCAGGACAUGAUUUGUGAUCAUUCACUUCCACAAGGGUGGUACCGCUUCAUGAUUGAAAAUAAGCCUGCAGAAAUGCCAACUAAGUGUAUAGAAAUGAACAAAUGUGGAACCCAAGCCCCAAUCUGGCUAUCCCUUCAAUCAGAUUCUCUCCCACGUCCUGGAGAGAGAAAGGCACUGACUGCCUGUGGAACCUGGCAAUUCUUUUCUGGAAGCACCAAAGACUGUUGCCUCUUUCAAAUCCCCAUCUCAGUUAGACACUGUGGGGAGUUCCUUGUUUAUCUCCUGCAACCUACUCAAGGAUGCAUGGGCUAUUGUGCAGAAGAAUCACAGCUCAACUCUUUUGAUCCCAAAAGAACUGAAUCAGAAGACAUCAUUAAAGGGAAAUUCCAUAUUCCAGCUUUACAUCCAGUAGUUACACCUGAGCUUUUGGGGUCCCAGGUCUACUUAAAAUGCACUUUCAGCAGUCCAACUUCAAAUUGGGCUAUGGGCUAUACAGUGAUCUGGUCACGACUUUCUACAUCCAAUGUGAAAGAACGGCUUCAUCAUGACACAACUGUGCAGACCUUCUCCUACGUGGAGAUGGAUGGAAUUAAUUUCAGAUUGGGAGAUACGGUCUCUUGCACUGUCACAGCUUUUAGGUGGGACUCACCUGAUCACCACUUUCUCCCUGAGGAAAGCGAUGGAUUCUAUGCUGGAAUCAAGUUUGUACCAGAAUCGUUACAAAUUGCAGAAGAUGGAAAGGAACAUAUUUUGACAAUCUUAAGUACCAUUCCUAUUACAUGUUUGGCCCAGGAUGACAUCUGUAAAAUUACUUUACAGUUAAGCACUCAGAUUUCUGAUAACUUGUUAGAAAGGACACCGAACAUAGCCCUUUCAACAUGCCAUGUGGAUCUGGAACAAAGGCCCUGCAGAGAAAGCAGCUGUGCAAGAGCAACAUUUGCUGUAAGAGCUGUGAAUGACUUUGUAGAAAAUGGAAACUUUAUCAGUUAUAUCACAGCCAAGCCAGUUCAGCCAAGUAAAUCUCUGUGGCAUGAUUAUAAGCCCAUGGAUGUCAAGGUCACAAUUCAAGACCUCCCUACAGGUUAUUGCUACACUUUCACAGAUCCACACAUAAUCACAUUUGAUGGAUGGCAUUACAAUAACUACAUGGUUGGAACUUUUGUCUUGUACAAGAGCCUUAGCCGUCUGUUUGAGGUGCAUGUACGUCAGUGGCACUGUGCCAGCCAUCAUAUUGCCAUCGCCUGUAACUGUGGUGUUGUUGCACUGGAAGAUAAUGAUAUUGUUGUUGUUGACAUGUGCAACAAGCAAUUUCUGGGAACCAAGUCUCAGGUGAUAAUACAAAACAUCAGAGCCUCAUCACAACAAAAUGUCAAAAUCAUGAAGUCCUAUGGAGGAAAAAAAAUCACGAUCUUGUUCCAUUCAGGAGCUUUUGUUCGAGCUGAUCUUAAUGACUGGGGAAUGAGUUUGACAGUAAGGGCACCGAGUAGUGACUUUAACAGAACCAGAGGUUUAUGUGGUACUUUUGACAGAAAUAGUCAGAAUGACUUCCACAAGGCUGAUGGGAGCGCCUUACUUUCUCACCAAAAUAGCACAACAGAAGAAAAAUUCAUAGAAGCUUGGAGGAUAGCUCCGGGGAUGAGCUUGUUCGACCACAUUCCGUCCUCCUCGAAAUGGCAGAAGACAGAACGUUUCUGCUUAUGUCAAAAGAAGCCUGAACCCUACUUGCAACCUUUAAAUUCUCUGCAUACUUUUUGGAAUCCUGCCCCACAAUCUUUGGAUUGCCAUGAUGAGAAAAUUUAUUACACUUCAGUAAUUCCAUAUCUAGAUGUCACAUCAGAUUAUGUCAUUCACCUUGAAACAGAUCCUUUAUUAAAUGAUGAGCAAAGUGCUACUAGUAUCUCUAAUCAUUGGGAAGAUCUCCAAAGAGGAAAAAGGCAAGGGUCUUCGGAAUACUCACCUAUUUCCUCUUUCCAAAGUCCAACUGACUUGGAAAGUUUUUCAUAUUUUUUCCCAGAAGAUUAUUUUGAAGGGAAGUGGCCUACAGUUCAGAUUACGUGGCCAACUCCAAGUGGCCUGACCUCACCUGAAGUCUUAACACAUUGCAAGACAUUGCUUGAAAAUUCCGCCAUAGGCUCAGCUUGCAAAGGGUUUCUUGGCAUCCAAUUCGACGUGGCCAUUGAAAUGUGUCUUUCAGAUGUACACAUUAAAGAUGAUCUCAAAUGGGGGGAAUUGCUUAUUCCGUUUUUGGAAAAUGUCUGUGAAAAGAAGGUCCUUUUAGAAAAUGUAACUGAAUCUUUUCAUUCGACAUAUGAGAUACCUGCUAUCCAUCACAAAAUUAUUACAGCACUGAGAUGUCCCAAUCUCUGUAAUGGCCAUGGACAGUGCACUAUAAGGGGCUGUCAAUGUUUUGAAGGCUACAGCUCCUAUGACUGUAGAAUUGCCAAAGAGCAUUCUGUGGAGAUUACUAGUCUACUCAAUGAAGGCUUCUGUGAUGUAAGAUUUUCCAACUGUAGCAACAUCCAAGUGUAUGGAGUUGGCUUUAAUGAUUCUCCAGAUCUUCACUGUGAAGUCACCAGACUGACUUAUCACAAUGGUGAAUGGAUAGCCAGAGAACACGAAAUCACAAAAGCAACUUUUUUGAACCUGACAGUGGCUGAAUGCUCAAUCCCCCUGCUGAACUUCACAGGAACAGAAAAUCUUCAUUUCAAGAUUGAUAUUGAACCAUAUGCAAGAUGGCAAGUGAAAAUUUCUAAUGAUGGAUUCCAGUACAGCAAUUCAAAAGUUCUGACCUUGUAUGAUGGACUCUGCCAGGAUUGCAAAUUCCAUCAAAAUGGGCUUUGCAAAUUAAAGGAAAAUACAUGCAAAAUAGAUGGCUUGUGCUAUGCAAAGGGUGAUCCCAGUCUCACCAGCUCCUGUCUUUUUUGUGAGCCAUCAAUUUCCAAAUUUACUUGGUCUAUCAAUGAAAACAACCUGCCACCUGUGUUUCUGGCCCCAUCCAAUCAGCUUCUAACGUUUGAAGGGGAAACUUUUGUUUAUCAGCUGCAAGCAGUAGAUCCUGAGAGAUCAGCCCUGCUUUUUACUCUAGAAGCCGGCCCUCCGGAAGCCUCCCUCUCUCCUGCUGGCCUUCUCAUCUGGCAGGUCCAUUCUGGAGAAGAGAAGAGUUUUGAAUUCACGGUAUCUGAUGAAUGCAAUGCACAAAGCAGGCAUUCAGUGCAGAUUUCAGUGAAGCCUUGCGGCUGUUUGAAUGGUGGAACUUGCAUCACCAACAUUAACUUCCCUCCUGGUAUUGGGGAAUAUCUGUGUAGGUGUCCCAGUGAAUUUGAAGGGGACCGUUGCCAAAACAGCCAUAAUCAUUGCAAAUCAAAUCCAUGUGGUAUUGGUUCUUGUACUGGUGGUAUAGACAGCUACAAGUGCAAAUGUCCAGCAGGUUGGAAAGGGCAUACUUGUCAAGAGGAUAUAAAUGAAUGUGAAGCAAAUUCUUGUUUUCCUGAUGUCUCUUGCACAAAUACAAUAGGGUCUUUUGAAUGUGGCAGCUGCCCUAUUGGGAUGGAAGGUGAUGGUAGAAAUUGCAAAUCUGAAGACUUUGCUGACAGAAUAGAAGCUUUCAUUACUAAUCAUCAUAAUAUCAAAGGUGAAUGGAAAACAAGUGAAAAUAAACAACUUGAGAAAGGCCAAGAAGCAAGGACUUUGUCGGCAAUUAAGUAUGUUAAUACCAGCAAGGUCCAUGGUCAUGCAGGAGUCCUACCAUCUCUUACUAACUGUGCUAAUAGACCUUGUUUUCCUGGAGUGCUGUGUGUUGACCGCAAACCUCCAAAGACUGGAUACUUCUGUGGCCGAUGUCCAAUAGGUCUAUAUGGGAAUGGACGAAUCUGCACAAAAGCAUCUAGACCAGUGUCAAGUUCUGCAAAACAUCUGCCUGAUGUAACUGUGGAAGUCCCUAGGGAAGCCAAAAUCUCCUUUGCCCAAGGUGUUAUAAAGAAUUUACAAGAUAUUGAUUCUGCAUCUUCACAAGAUCAUAUUUCAAAAUUAGAAACAACUUUCCAUAUAGCACGAUAUCCCUUAACUAUUGAUAUUCAAACUCCAUUCGAAGAAAGAGUGGUGCCUCUGACUUUUAAACCAUCUAUAGGAAAAAUCUUUCCAUUCAGCAAAAUAAAAAAUGACACCCACGGAGCCCUUCUUCAAAAAAACGAAGCAGGAGCUGCUGAAAAACUUUCAGACUAUAAACUGCAGGUUCAAGUGGAUACCACAAGGAAUACCUCCUCUCAAGGCAACAUGGGCACAAGGCUGGAUGCUAUUCAACAGAGCCAAACCUCAACCGACCCGUCACCUUAUGGGAAAUCUCUUGGGAUAUCAGCUACCCAGACUAAUUCUGACCAUGGUUCUAAAGCAAAGUAUUCGAGACAACCUGUGUGGACCACACCAUUGCCGUCGUCUUUCCAUUGGAAAACUUCAUUGUCUCUUCGUGUAAAUCAAGGUAGCCAGGCACAAGGGAGCUCUGCGCAGUCAAGAAUUUCAGGAAGGACUGCUUCAUUCAGAAAGCCUUAUGCCUCAGGUGUAAACCAUUUGGUAAUUGAUUGGAGAUCAUUUAAUAAGCGAGUCAACUGUGCAAAGAAGCCAUGUUUCCCUGGUGUGCCCUGUGAAUCAACAAAGGCAUUCAAAUGUGGACCGUGCCCCUACGGAUACAGUGGUGAUGGAAUACGAUGUUAUGCACUUUGCGAUCCAUUGUGUGAAAAUGGAGGGACCUGUAUCAGUCACAAUAUCUGUUCCUGUGCAUAUGGAUUUGUUGGUUCAAGAUGUGAAACACUGGUUUGCAAUAAGCAUUGUCACAAUGGUGGGAAAUGUGUGGCACCAGAUGAAUGCCAAUGCAAGGCUGGAUGGAGUGGUCCUUUAUGUGAAACAGCCAUUUGCAAACCCAUUUGCCUAAAUGGUGGGACCUGUAUUCGACCAAAUAUAUGUGCUUGUCCAUUUGGUUUCUUCGGGCUUCAGUGUCAAUCUGCAUUCUGCAAUCCUCCUUGUAAGAACAAAGGGCUAUGUAUGAGAAACAACCUCUGCUCCUGUAUGGAAGGUUAUGUUGGAAGAAGAUGUCAGAAAAGUAUUUGCAAUCCGAUGUGUAUGCAUGGUGGGAGAUGCAGCAGGCCCAACGUUUGUGACUGCCCAUUUGGCUGGAAAGGAAAGCAUUGUAGUAUACCUGUGUGUCUACCCAGCUGCAUAAAUGGAGGUGAAUGCAUAGGGCCUAAUGUUUGCCAGUGCUCAGAAGGAUGGGCAGGUCUCCUAUGCCAAAUUCCUCUUUGUGAACCAAAAUGCCUGUUUGGAAGCCGAUGCAUCCAACCCAAUGUUUGCGCUUGUAGACGUGGAUAUGGUGGUCUUCACUGUACAAAGAAGCUCUCCAUACGAUGACGAAAACAACAGGACAGUGAAGAUACACAUUUUGAAGUUACUGUGCAACCUUUAAAAAAAAAAGAUUGGCUGAGAGCGCGCUGCAAAAGACUGAUGAAUUUCUCCUGCUUUUUACUCCUUCCAAGCACUAAGUUCUGUGGAGAAAUUGCUGAUUUCAGAGCAUACUCCAGAAACUUUAACAAGUUGCUGAUGCUACCCUAAAUGAUAUUUCUCUUUUGCUGUCUGCCUCAACCUUAACUAUUUGCUACCUGUAGGUGCCAAACUCCAGUGUGACUUUGUUCGGUACUGAAAAAAACAUUGUGUUGUGUUCUUCUAGGUAUGGGUGGUAUACUAAAACUAACAACAUUGGAGAUGACAGUAUUUCCGCAUUAUAUUCUUUGUGGUUUCUUCUCUUUAUUCCACCAGGAUAGACACCGAGAGAAAUGAGAAUUUCACUUCUUUUCCUUAAUAGAGUUGAUUUUUCUCCCUUCAUACAUCAUCACUUCCAUGCCAUGUUUUUGUACACAGCUUUACUGAUGUGCUACACAGUCCUGACUGUGACUGAAGCAUAUGGAUUACACAUUAGAAUUGCUGUUAUAUUUUUCAUGUGUUUUAUCAUAACAAAAUAUGUACUUGGAAAUAAAAAGAAAAUGGAUAAGAAAGAGCAAAACAUAGUGGAAUGGAUGCACAGCUUACUGGACAAUAUUCAGAAUCAGAAUAAUAGGGAAGAACAGUUUUAAUAUCUUGGUUGCCCUUCAAGAAAACUCCAAAAUAUAAAAAAUAAUUAGAAUAAAGAGAAAUUCUGAAUAAAUCCAAAUCAAAAUG
Pantherophis guttatus is the source of this 6553-nucleotide messenger RNA. It is a transcript of the gene VWDE, whose product is annotated as von Willebrand factor D and EGF domains. Gene Ontology annotation, molecular function: calcium ion binding; signaling receptor binding. The record is from RefSeq and is a predicted model, not a curated record. Gene Ontology annotation, biological process: anatomical structure development. Gene Ontology annotation, cellular component: cell surface; extracellular region. Lineage: Eukaryota; Metazoa; Chordata; Lepidosauria; Squamata; Colubridae.